Messenger RNA from Sorex araneus (European shrew), 1032 nucleotides. RefSeq names its product ankyrin repeat domain 33 (gene ANKRD33). Bases 106 to 1032 code for a protein of 308 amino acids. The transcript is spliced from 4 exons. Gene Ontology annotation, molecular function: protein binding. Gene Ontology annotation, biological process: negative regulation of transcription by RNA polymerase II; negative regulation of transcription regulatory region DNA binding. Lineage: Eukaryota; Metazoa; Chordata; Mammalia; Eulipotyphla; Soricidae. The record is from RefSeq and is a predicted model, not a curated record.
GGGGCCUGUGUCCGUGGGGACCCAGCCCAGCUCCAAGCCCUGCUGGAGGCCGGGGUGUCCCCGGAGGACGCAGCCCAAGUGGACAGCAAUGGGCGGACGGGCCUCAUGGUGGCCUGCUGCCGCGGCUUUGGGAGCAUCGUGGCCCUGCUCAGCCGCUGCCCCUUCCUCGAUGUGAACCACCAGGACAAAGAAGGGGACACGGCCCUCAUGCUGGCCGCCCAAGCAGGACACGCGCCUCUGGUGUGUCUCCUGCUCCACUACUUUGCAGGCCUGGACCUGGAGCGCCGAGACCGGCGGGGGCUCACGGCGCUGAUGAAGGCGGCUGUGCGGGACCGCGCAGACUGUGUGGCUGCACUCCUCAUGGCAGGGGCUGACCUGGCGGCGGUGGAUCCCGCGCGGGGCAAGACAGCUCUGGAGUGGGCGGUGCUGACCGACAGCUUCGCCACCGUGCAGAGAAUCCGGCGGCUUCAGCGGCGGCCCCGGGCAGAGCAGCUCAGCCAGCACUUCCAGCCCCAGUGGCCCACCCCGGCCGGGGCCAAAACCCCGGCAGCAGCCACCCCAUCGAUCCUGGAGCGACUGAUGGCCACCUUGCGCCUCUCCUUUGCCCCGUCUCCUGAGGAGGGCGGUGUCCUGGACCACCUCGUGACGGUCACAACCAGCCUGGCCAGUCCCUUCCUCACUACCGCCUGCCGUACCCUGUGUCCAGGUGACCCUCCAGCACUGGGCGCCCGGAGCAAGUCUGUGCCAGAGAUGCUGGGCACUGCCCCACCGCCUGCCCCUUGCCCGCAGCCCUCCCCGGCUGCCCCUGACCCCCGGGUCCUCACCCCUUUCCAGGGCCCCCAGGGCCUGUUGAGUGUGUGCUCAGGGUGGCUCCAGCCCCGGGACAGCCCCAGGAUCAUCCUGUCCAAGGCACCGCGAAUGCCCAGGCAGGACAAGCCCGCGCCCAGGCCUGCAGGGCAGCCGCACCACCUGGCACUCCCGCGGUGGCAGUACCAGGUCAGGAGGGCACAGAGCACAGAGCAUAUGGGCUAG